Wallemia mellicola CBS 633.66 is the source of this 1436-nucleotide messenger RNA. RefSeq names its product DUF689-domain-containing protein. The record is from RefSeq and is a predicted model, not a curated record. The coding region runs from base 538 to 1317 and encodes 259 amino acids. Gene Ontology annotation, biological process: iron-sulfur cluster assembly. Gene Ontology annotation, cellular component: cytoplasm. The transcript is spliced from 3 exons. NCBI's taxonomy places the organism in Eukaryota, Fungi, Basidiomycota, Wallemiomycetes, Wallemiales, Wallemiaceae. Gene Ontology annotation, molecular function: iron-sulfur cluster binding.
AAUGUAUGUCUGGCGUGUCCGCUCGUAAACGAAUGCAGGGUGCCAGAAUAAGUGUGAAGUAGCGACAAUGAAGCCUCUGGAUGUAUUUGUGCGUAGAGCUACCACUAAACCCACAUUGUUUGUCUUUCUCGAGAGAGGCCAAAGAGUGUGGCUGUCGUAAGACACUGUCUUCUUCUUGACGAAUUGGAAGCUCUCUUUAUAGAAAAUAACCAGACCAUGUUUCUUGAUGUUGUCGUUUCCAUCCCUGCCAAAGCAGUCUACAUGGUUGUACUGUGCGAGUGCGCUUUUGAGCUUGUCUAAUUGGUCGACCUCUUGCAGACAUAGAACGUCUGGGGAGUACUUUGUUGACUCCUCUAGCAAUCUCGGCAGUCUAUCUUUUAAUUUAAGGCAAUUGCUUCCUGGAUAUAAAUCACGCUAGCGUAUUCCAGGUGGCUACUCUAAUAGUAUCGCUGUAUUUCGCUUUGGCGGUAAAUUUUCGCUGCUUUAAAAAUGCAGGUCUGCUCAUACGCUGACUGUCACGGUUGAAGAGCUACCACGAUGUCGACACUGAUAGUAGGCAGUUUGAACGCAGCAAGAACGGAUAUCUAUCAGAAUUUAAUAACUUCCUUAAAUGAUAGCAGCGUUGUUAAGCUCAUGUAUGAUAGGAUACUUGAGGGUGGAUACAUAUUAGAAGAUAACGCAUAUAAAGCUGUACACCUUUCGCUCACCCCAGAGGACUACCAGGUCAUCAAUUUGGAAAGUUUGCUACUCCCACUUUUUAAAUCACUGUCUAGUGACGGGAGACUGCACAUUCACAACAUUACAGACAAUGAGAAAUCCUCUAUACAAUCACAACUGAUUCUCACGGGAUUCUCAAACAGUGAACUCGCUUCAGAUACUCUCACUGCUUCAAAGCCUUCCUUUGCACCAACGGCUGCAGUCAAUAUCACCCGCAAACCGAAAUCGGCGAAGAAGAAUCUUUGGAAUUUCUCGACGGCGCCACCGAUUGACCCUGCCAGUUUACUCACGGAGGAAGAUAAAGCUGCUCCAGCCACCCCGCUAAGUUGUCCGACGACCAAGAAGAGACGAGCAUGCGCUGACUGCAGCUGUGGUUUGAGGGAGCAGCUUGCACAGGAGUCACAGGUUAACAUAGACACUUCGGCAGACCUUCCAAAGACCUUCACGAAUGUCCAGGAAGCCCAGGCCAAAGGUGCCACAUCCAGCUGUGGUAGUUGCUACCUCGGUGAUGCAUUCAGAUGCGCGUCUUGUCCAUAUUUAGGUCUUCCUGCAUUCGAACCCGGACAAAAAGUCGAAAUUGACAUGUCCGCUGAUCUCUAGGCAUUGUAUUUCAUUUUGGAACGCCCUCCAUUUCCUUAGUUACUCCCAUUUAGUUGUCACACUCGCACCUUACGACAUAUCUUUAUAAAAAGUUUAUAUGCAUUUCUCUAUCUACAAUA